AUGUGGCUUUUUGCGACGGUAAUGGGGGGUCGCGACAAAGGGGGUUGCAAAAGAGCUUUAGCGACGAUAAGUACCGUCGCCAUUAGUUUCUGCGACGGUAAGGUUCGUGAUGCAAGAGUGGCCACCGUGGCAUUUAGGGAAUCUGCAGAAGAAGACAUAUACACACCACAGAAGAUCAGGCACGAAGACUUGUGGAGAAGACGGGGCUCAAAUCGGGUUGGCAUUAUAGACUUGGAUCUUUCCAACAACCAGAUCAAAGGAAAGGUGCCGACAUUUCAAAAAUGUAAAUAUAGAGGGCCCACUAAAUCGUUACAAUUGAGUUCUAACAGAUUUGAGGGCCCACUAACACCGCUUCCUUCAUAUGUUGAUCUCUUAGAUCUCUCCAACAACUCCCUUUCAGGACCUAUUACUGUGAGUGAUGAUAAUGCAUUCACAUCUCUUGGUCUCUCAAAUAACCAUUUGACUGGUGUCAUUUCAGUGUCUUUGUGCAAGGCAAAGAAUAUAAUUCUUAUUGAUUUCUCAAACAAUCAGUUAUCAGGAAAAAUUCCUCCUUGCUUGGGGCAGUUGAAUCGGUUGUCAGUGCUAGAUUUGACGAAUAAUAGUCUAUAUGGUGAAAUUCCAAGUUCUUUGGGUUCCCUACAAUCUCUCAAUUCCUUGCACUUGCGUAACAAUAAGUUUUUCGGGAAGCUUCCUUUGUCCUUACAGAAUUUGACAAAUCUUUUCACCAUUGAUCUAGGUGAAAAUGUGUUCACUGAUAAUAUCCCUUCAUGGAUUGGAUAUAACCUAACUAAUCUUAAAUUUCUCAAUCUUCAAUCAAAUAAUUUCUAUGGUGAUAUUCCUCCACAACUCUGUUGUCUCCAAAAUUUGCAAUUGUUGAACUUGGCACAAAAUAACAUAACGGGAAAUAUCCCUCGUUGUUUUGGCAACUUCACUGCCAUGGUUGACCUACAUCGUGGGCACUUUUCUUAUCCAGUUAAUUAUUAUAUUAAAGCAAAUUAUGAAGAGAACAUUUUGGAUUCAAUGAAAGGAAGAGAACUGGAAUACACCAAGACACUCAAAUUUCUCGUCUCCAUGGACCUUUCAAACAAUGGCAUUGUUGGAGAGAUUCCAGAAGAGUUAAUGGAUCUUUCUGGGUUGCUAAACUUGAAUUUAUCUGGAAAUCAUCUGAAAGGAAGGAUCCCUAAUAAUAUUGGCAAUUUGACACAAUUGGAAUCUCUUGAUUUGUCUCGAAACAAACUUUCUGGCCCCAUUCCUCCAAGUCUGUCCAGUUUACGCUACCUAAGUUAUUUGAACAUGUCAUUCAAUAAUUUAUCAGGGCGAAUACCAACGGGAAAUCAACUUCGAACUCUCGACGAUCCUUCCAUUUAUAUAGGCAACGAUGAUGGCCUUUGUGGUGCACCACUAAACAGCUGCCUCGAUGAUAAAUCAUCGGAUGGUGAUCACAAACAUGGUGAUCACAAACAUGGUGAUGAGGGUAAAGUUGCAGAUGAAACUGAUUUUUUGUGGUUCUAUGCUGGCAUUGGACCUGGUUUCUCAGUUGGGUUUUUGGGGGUCUGUGGCACUUUGAAUUUCAAGAAGUCUUGGAGGUAUGCGUACUUCCAAUUCCUCGAAAACAACUACAAUUGGAUAUUAGUAACCAUAGCAAUCAAGUUCGCUCAGCUAAAGAGGAAAUUCAACGAAAAAAAAUUUGGAAGAUGAAUAUAUCUCCCAAUUGGUUUCUCUCUCUCUCUCUCUCUCUCUCUCUCUCAUAUCAUGUACAUACAUUACCUCUUUAUCUUGUGAUAAUUUCGACGUGUACAUCAAAUUCCAAUCUUCAUACCCCAUAAUUUUUCUUGCAUGAAUCUUUUGAAUUUUUUUCAUUUCCUUACCAUCAUUAACAUAACAAUGCUAAUCAUGUUAAUGAUUUUUGGAAUAUCAUCACGACUUGAAGAAUAACCAUUCAUAUUUUGAAGUGGAGGUAGUGAUAUUUCCAGAUUAUCAUCAAAACAUGUCUUACAUUCAAGAUCAUACAAUAAAGUGUACAGAUUAAUUUCCACCUAAUUUCUUUACCAAAAGAGCCAAAAUUCUUUGUCACAUGCUUAAAAACAUUGAAACAAAUGCAAGUUUGCUGUUUUACAUUUCUCAAAUAAUUUUUCAAAAGUCAUUUGUUGCAUUAUUUCAGAGAAACCUUGUUAACAUCCACUAAUAUGCUUGUUAUAUGCUUUGUUGUCAUUAAAGGGUCUUAUAUUCGGCUAGAGAAAGGAUUCUCAAAGGAAGCAGCAUUGAGAUCAUGUUAUGGAUUUUCUUGAGUUGUUGGAAAGAAAUAAGUUUGAAUAAUUCUAUAAUUCUAGUAUAUAUGUUGAUGGGGUUUGAUGAUUUUGUGUCUUUUGUAAAAUAUUCUAAAGUAAGGCUUUCCUUAAAUAAAUGAUCUGUGAACUAUCAUAUUCCAAAAUAUGUUAUAGACUGUGUUUUGCACAUAUAUGUAUUCUCCUUUUAUU
Camellia sinensis is the source of this 2477-nucleotide messenger RNA. The record is from RefSeq and is a predicted model, not a curated record. Lineage: Eukaryota; Viridiplantae; Streptophyta; Magnoliopsida; Ericales; Theaceae.